GGUCCAGGAAGCGCGCCUCUUCUCUCCUCUCCUCCUCCUCCUCCUCCUCUCCUCCUCUCCGGCUCCAGUGAAUCAGCUGACGAAUGGUAUCUCCCUCCUCUCCUCUCCCGGAUGGAUCGCGCCGCUGAAGCCGGGCAGCCUGAGCGCUGACACAGGAGCAGGUUGCCCACCGCCCGCUCUCCUGCCGCUGGAUGUCACACCGACCGACCCUCGAGAAAAGAUUCCGCCACCCACUCCCGAAAAAAAAAGAGGUUACUUUAUUGAAUUUUCCCACCUCGGGCAGGAAGCUACCCGCUUCCCCUCACCAUGGCUUCCAACUUCAACGACAUAGUCAAACAGGGAUACGUGAGGAUACGGAGUAAGAAACUGGGGAUCUUCCGGAGGUGUUGGCUGGUGUUCAAGAAGGCCUCCAGCAAAGGACCCCGACGGUUAGAGAAGUACCCAGAUGAGAAGGCAGCGUACUUCAGGAGUUUCCACAAGAUCACUGAGCUCCAUAACAUCAAGAACAUUACCCGGAUGCCGCGGGAGACAAAAAAGCAUGCUGUGGCGAUCAUCUUCUGUGACGACACAUCCAAGACAUUUUCCUGUGAAUCAGAGCUCGAUGCAGAGGAAUGGUGUAAGCUGCUGUGCGUGGAGUGCCUGGGCAGCCGACUCAACGACAUCAGCCUGGGAGAGCCAGACCUGUUAGCAGCGGGGGUGCAGCGGGAGCAGAACGAACGUUUCAACGUGUACUUAAUGCCCACCCCUAACCUGGACAUCUACGGGGAGUGCACCAUGCAGAUCACCCAUGAAAACAUCUACCUGUGGGACAUCCACAACGCCCGCCUCAAACUCGUCAUGUGGCCUCUCAGCUCCCUGCGCAGAUACGGACGAGACUCCACCUGGUUCACUUUUGAGUCCGGAAGGAUGUGUGACACAGGAGAGGGUUUGUUCACGUUCCAGACGCGGGAGGGGGAGAUGAUCUACCAGCGGGUCCACUCGGCUACGCUGGCCAUUGCCCAGCAGCAUGAGAGGAUGAUGGAGGAGAUGGAGAAGAGCUCCCAGAUCCACUCCAGAGAGACGCUAACCAAGUCCAUCUCCCUGCCACGCAGCGCCUACUGGCAGCACAUCACGCGUCAGAACAGCGUGGGAGAUCUCUACAGUUACCAAGGUGCAGGCAUGAAGUUACUAAUUAUCAUACGCACGGUGUUGCUAUUUCUUUACCUGCCUGUGUCAGUGGUAGUGUGUGUUGGAAGAGGUGACGGAAAGACAGGCGGAGACAUAGGGAUAUUGUGCCCAAUGACGGGGGAACUGUCACUUUAUGCAUUUAUUCAUCUCGUCAGAAUCAAGUUUGAAUUCCUCAUUUUUUCUAUUUGUACAAACUAUAUACAGUAUUAUUAAGGACAUAACAUACACCAUACCUUCACUAUCAUCUAA
Messenger RNA from Morone saxatilis (striped sea-bass), 1416 nucleotides. RefSeq names its product docking protein 6 (gene dok6). Lineage: Eukaryota; Metazoa; Chordata; Actinopteri; Moronidae. Gene Ontology annotation, biological process: cell surface receptor protein tyrosine kinase signaling pathway; positive regulation of MAPK cascade. The record is from RefSeq and is a predicted model, not a curated record. Gene Ontology annotation, cellular component: cytoplasm.